CAGUUUCUAACAAAAGAGCAUAACCGGAAACGAAGCGCGCGUUUUAAUAAAAUACGGAACAGCGCCAGCUGUGUUUCUUCACUUAACUGGUUGAAAACCUGUCAUGUCCACUAGAUCAGCAGUCAAAACUACCCCAGGGGGGACAUCAGUAAACCAAGGGGGGACACCCACCAACCCAGAGGAGACACCGACAGACCCACUGGGGACAGGGCCUGACUCUCCUGCACCUUCAUCUCCCACUCCUCGAGUGACGCGCCAAUCAAGGCGUGCUACAUUUGAAUGUGAAGACUGUGGUAAGAAGUUCCUGACGGAGCAGAUGAAGACUCGGCACAGCUUGAUACACUCGGGGGAGAAACCACAUGGGUGUGAGCUGUGUGGACGACAGUUCCGACGAACUGAUGAGCUGCAGCGCCACAAGACCCGGCAUAGCAGGGAGGAUGGAAUAUGCUGCUUUGUGUGCAAUGCAGAGCUUGACAGCAGUACAGACCUGGUUGGUCACAUGAAAACACACGCCAUCAACUUCAAGUCUAAAGUGUCCAGUGCGGGCUACACAUUCCGCUCCUCCUCUGUGGUGAAGAGCUAUCGGGACCUGUACCGCUCCGACAACCCACAACCUUGUUACGUCUGCUUUACAGAGUUCCCAGGAUGUAAGGAGCUUCUUGAGCACCUUGGUCAACACACUGCUGUAGAGCUUUUGAAAGGAAGCAGUGACAGGGAGCUGUGGAAGAGUUCCUCAUCCUAUGCUGAACUGCAGUAUGUCAAGUGGAGAAGGAGAAGGGCCAGCUCCUUACAUGGUCUAAAAAGCAGAGGAAGAAGAGCAACUAGUGACAAACCUGAACCUAAAUCUGAGUUCACACAUGUAUGCCGAGUGUGUCAUCAGAUGUUCAAGGGCGUGGAAUCCCUGCUGUCUCAUUGGAUGGAAAGAAAGGGAAGGAGCGGCCAUGAUGGCGCAGUUGGAAGUGAGGGCUACGACACUCACUGUAUACACAUGCACUAUCACGGCCGACGCCUGGGGUUCCGAUGUGACCUGUGCGGGGAGACUUUCACCUCAGUUACCCCAACAGCCUCUCAUCUGGAGGUUCAUGCAGAUACGGAGGUCAACACGCAGCUCACAGACACACAUCUAGAAGAACCUGUGACAGACACUGAAGCAGUCACCGAGCCCACAGUGAAGAUUGAGGAGGAGGAAAAGGAAGUGGAGAGCGAGGAAGAUCAGAAAAUUUUGUUUCACAUGUCGGACGAGUCGGACGGGGAACUAGAUCCUAAUCCGUCUGGGAAGUUUGAAUGUUAUGUUUGUUUGAAGGUAGCAAAGUGCAAGUCUGCCCUGCGUCGUCACAUGAUGAUACACAAGGAGGAGAAGCCAUUCCUGUGUCCGGUGUGUGGGAAGCAGUAUGCUCGACCUGAGGACCUGAAGCAGCAUCUGAUCCGCCACGUGGCCGACCUGUACCAACAGGGCAACUCCACGGACCCCAACUCCAGGUUCAGGUGUGACCUCUGCACCGCUGUGUUCUGCUCUGAGAAGGACCUGCAGUACCAUGGAGUGUAUCAUGGAGUGUACCGACCUAACGCCAGGGCGUACGUCGAAGGUCAGUCCACCGUGUGCCCCAUCUGUGGGAAGAUGCUGCAGAAAGCCACCAGCCUUCCCUCCCACAUCGAGCUCCACACCCAAGACAGGAAGUAUGACUGUGGGCUCUGUGGACGUACAUUCAAGUCAGAGAGAAACCGAAACCGUCAUCAGAAGAUCCACACCGGAGUGAAAGAGUUUGUGUGUGAAGUCUGUGGCAAAGGUUUGUCAAGAAAGGCUGAGUAUGACGCACAUUUGAAUCGGCAUAACACCGACCCAACUUUCAAUGGUAAAGCUGGUCGCAAGAGAGGCACGAAGGUUAUCAAUAAUAAGGUCAUUUACUCCAAGGAAAUCUACAGAUCACCUGAGGACAAGAUGGCCGUGGCCAGGAAACCAAAGACUCGAGUUGUUAGGAGGGAUCAGAAGGUUCUCCAUCUUGACAGUAAUGGAGAAGUCUUGCUGGACAUGUCAGGGUUGUCGGGGGUAACUCACAGUCUUCUGUCUCUGCCAGAGAAAAGCAUCAUCCCACUUAAGAACAAGAAGAGGAAGAUGGGGGUGGUCAUGGUGGAUGACACAACAGAGUCUCCCACCACUGGACACCAGGUGGUGCUUCAGAGUGUUGAGACACAGACGGAAGUUCUGACACCGGAACAAUCCUCUCUGGCUCAUAACAUCGACAUCAUAAAUUCUGAACUGACGGAGCCAACAAAUAUUUUGACUUCGGCUGAAGUGACCAGUGUUGAUGGUGUGUCUGCGGCAGAGGACGAAGCAAUCAUCAUCAUCGUGCAGGACCCCACGACGGGGGAGAACGAGGUCCUGACCAUCAAGAGUUUCCAGGAGGGGGCCUCCAAACUCAUCAGUCCCAAUGAAGAACUGAUGAAAGCCUUGGAAAGUUUCCAGAAAAACAAGAGCCUGGAUGAAAUGACCACAUUGCCAGCUGGAAAUAGUGACGGCAGUACACUGGUGAAGACAGAAGUACUGGAUCACCCCGAGGAUGAAGCUGGCGAUGAGGAACUUGUAACCAUGGCAACAUCUGCCACUAUACUUGAUGAAGCUCUGCCUGAGUUUCUAGGUGAUGUUACAUCGAGCACAGCCACACAAGAGCCAUUACAUCCAGGUGACAAGGUGUCUGUUCCAGAACAUGGUGACAAAAUGGCGGUUCAACGACAGGAUGACAAGGUGUCCGUUAUGGCGGUGAACCAGCCUCAAUUGCCAGCCAUCAAGGUCUCUGCUGAUCAGGCCACGACACUAUCUGGGAAUGGCGGUCAGUCAGUCAGAAAGCCAGUCGUUUCCUCUCAUCACUUGAUUGAUUCCAGCCCAUCUAGUGUUCCGCCUGGACAAACCGACAACCUCAAUGUCAAGGUCGUGUCCUUCUCCCUGGAUGAGACAACAGGUAUCCUUGUUCCUAUAUACCCAGAGAAGACCAGUCUCACACUGUCAGUCAUUGGGGACAGACCAGCAGGUGUUGCCACGGAAACCAUCCCUGUAGCAGGUGGUGCAACGGACACCAUCCCUGUAGCAGGUGGUGCAACAGACACCAUCCCUGUAGCAGGUGUUGCCACAGAUACCAUCCCUGGAGCAGGUGCUGCCACAGAUUCUAUCCUUGGAGCAGGUGUUGCAACGGACACAAUCCUUGGAGCUGAUGUUGCCACAGACACCAUCCCUGGAGCAAGUGUUACCAUGGACACCAUCAAUGAAGCAAGUGUUGCUGCGGACACCAUCAAUGAAGCAAGUGUUGCCAUGGACACUUCAGCAAGUAUGGUGACUCUUGCUUCUGGCAACGCUAAAUUACGUGACUCCAGCGAAACAGCAAUGACGUCCAUGUUGCUGAACACUGAUGGCGACCGGACUGCAGUGGAGGCGCUGAUGCAGAUGAAGUCACCGCAGCAUGCAGGGCUGAGGCCGCAUCUAGUAGGUCCAGGCGGAGACAGGACCACAUGCCCUGAUGUUCUGCAGAAGUCUGUCAGUGUCCCAGUGUUGAAGUGUACUCCAGAUGGCAGAGUCAUCAAGACUCCAACAGGUGCUCCAGCAAUUUUCAAGUCAGUCAAACUAUCUCCAACCUUACCUCCCAGUCCCCCAGGGAAAGCUUUGCAGGCUCAGUCUGCAAUUGUGUCAACUUUAGAGAAUCCUGUCCGUGAUGAUGAAUACUAUGUUGGUGAUGAUGGCGAUGACAUUUCUAACGAUGAUGAAAUAAUGGAAGAACCCGUCAGGAAGAAGAGAAGGACAAAGAAGGAUGCAGAGUGGAUCCCUGCUAAACCAGUUCGUAAAUCUCUCCGCAACAGUUAUGAAGGAGUCUCAAAAAUUGUUGCCUCUCUCCGCAGACAGAAGAAGCAUCCUAGAGAAACCGUGAAGAAGAUGAAAGCCAAAGCUGAUGUUGCUGCUGCAGAUGCUGUUGACAUUGGUGGGAAGGAGAAUGGUGAGCCAGACCGAGAGUUUGUGAAAUGCAACAUCUGUCGCAGCCUACAGCCAUGGGAGGACCUGAGACACCACAUCGACACAGAGCAUGGGGCCAACGCCUACCAGUGCGGGCUGUGUUCACAGGGAUACGACAGCAAUGUGGAUCUCCACAUGCAUCUGUUGGGGCACGAGAAGGACGACCGCAUCAAGAGGACGUUGUCGCUGUUGACGGGGGACACGGAGGUGAGGAAGCAGUUAGUGAGCACGGGGCUGAGCCCGGCGUUGAGCGGGGAAGCGUCAGCUGCCAUCUUGGCCCUGGAACGGGGUGGGGAUCUCAAGGAGGUGCUGGCUACUGUUGAGGUCGAUGUAGAGGACCUCAUCAACACUGACACAAAGACCAACAAUAAAGAUGGUGGGACUAACAUAGAGGACAUAGUCAACAUCGACACAAAGACCAGCAGUAAAGAUGGAAUGACAAUAGUGACCAUGUCUAAUGUUAGGAGCGGUGUGGAACACGACUUAGGUGAUGGGGGAUCAAGUCAAAACCCAAAAAGUGUUAGAACUUCCACAGAGACAAAACAGGAUUCCAGUAGCAGUACAAAAACUUCUGCCAACAGGGAUUCCCGCAUCAAGAACUCCUCCUCUACUGAAGCCACAUCAAGUCACACUGAAUGUUCUGAUGACGCGAAGCAAGAUGAAGAUUGUGCAGCUUGUCGUGAGUCCUUCAUGUCCUCAUUUUCACUGAAGAAGCAAAACUCAGAAUUGCCUAUGAAGCAGCACACCUGUGACAGGAUGUCAUCUGAGGGAUGCUCGCAAAAGGAGGAGGGAGACGAGAGUCGGGAGUGCCUCACUUGUGUGUGUGGUCUGUGUGGCUACCGGUUUGUCAAUGUCAACCUGCUCACCAGGCACGUCAAGGCUCAUUACAGAGAAAAGCCUUUCUCCUGUGACAUGUGCAACAAGAAGUAUGCCCGUCGGGACGAACUCGUGAAACAUCGGAUGUCGCAUCAGGCGGUUGUUGUCCACAAACCUAAACAGGAGCGACGGAAGUUCCUGCCGAGAUCCAAAACUGGGAAGUACCCGUGUCACCUGUGUAAGGAACAGUUCAAGACCUACCAGAGCAGAUACACACAUGUGCUGUGUCAUGAGAGUGAUAAAGCCAGUACUUGCGAGAAGGUCGACAGUUAUAAACCCAGAGACAAGUCUAGCAAUCAUAAACCCACAGACAAGUCAAGCGUCACCUGUGAUGUGUGUGGCCUUGUGUUGUCUGGACCUCGGCAUCUUGUCCGACACAAGCUCAUUCACACGAACGAACGCCCAUGGCUGUGUCAGGAGUGUGGGAAAAGCUUCCUGCGUAGUGACGAUCUCCGCGUCCAUCAGAGACGACAACAUGGCAAUAUUGGAAACUCUGACACCAACAGGGAAUCCAAGUUCAGGAAAGUUUGUCCUUUCUGUAAACGAGUCUUCACCUCUUUCAACUCCUUCCGCAACCAUGUGAAAACCCACAAGAGUGAGAGACUGGAUGGAAGCCUCAAGUGUGACAUCUGUGGGAAGGUGUUCAUCAAACACAUCAGCCUCCGCAACCACCAGCAGAUACACAAAAACACGUACCGCCGUGGCAUGAAGAGAAACACCACCGCUCAUAAACCAGCGACCUUGACCUACAACUGUGAAGACUGCGGCAAGCAGAUCAAGAGCAAAAGCAACUUCGUCCGUCACAUGAAGCUGCACAAUGAGGGCAAGCAUCACAUCUGCUCCAAGUGCACCAAGGGCUUUGCACGCCAGGCUGAUCUACGCAUGCACGAACGGCUGCACACCGGCGAGCGUCCAUUCCUGUGUAACCUGUGUGGCAAGGGCUUCACUUCAAACUCUGCCCUCAGCCACCAUGUGAAGAUGCACAACCAGCCCGUCGUGUACAAGUACUCCUGCACCCAGUGUGAGGGCCUGUUUGCUUCCAGGAAGGAAUUCAAGGAUCACGUGAAGAGCUGUACACCGAAGCAGAUGGAGAUUGUCUUCAUACAGGGGACGGAGGCUGUGCCCAUUGAAACUAUUGAGUAUAUAUGAAGAGGCCGAGAACAACACACAUGAAAGGCCCAUGGUGUAGAUCUGGGUUUGACUUGUCUUCGGCAACCCAUUCUUGUCGUAAGAGGCGACUUCCAGGAUCGACUGGUCACUCACUGACAUGGUUGAUGCAUGUCAUCAUAUACAAAUUGGGUAGAUAAUGGUCAUCACUGGAUUGUCUGGUCCAGACUUGAAUAUUUACAGAACUGUCAUACAGCUGGAAUAUUGCUGAAUGUGGCAUUAUACAACACACACUUGAAAGACUGUAUACCUUACAGGUAGAGAAGGUCUUCAUACAGAAAUAAUAAUAAUUAAUAAUAAAAAUAAAAAUAAAGCAAUGCCUGUUGGAAUUUUGGUAUAUGUCUGUGAAGGGUGAUCAGUGGAAAUGAAGAUUGUGAAUCUA
Molecule: messenger RNA, 6422 nt
Organism: Haliotis rufescens (red abalone)
Lineage: Eukaryota; Metazoa; Mollusca; Gastropoda; Lepetellida; Haliotidae
Exons: 3
Coding region: 104-6022 (1972 amino acids)
Biological process (GO): regulation of transcription by RNA polymerase II
Cellular component (GO): nucleus
Molecular function (GO): RNA polymerase II transcription regulatory region sequence-specific DNA binding; DNA-binding transcription factor activity, RNA polymerase II-specific
Source: RefSeq, a predicted model, not a curated record